UGCAGGUGGCACACCCCAGGCGUGUCCAGGCCCACCACUCUGCGGGAAGAGGCGACUCCAAACGGAGAUUACACAUCUUUUAGCAAUGCAGGCCACAGCAGCUGGUAAAGGGUACCACAGUAAUGGAGAAAACCUCCCAAAAGAUAAACCUCCUAAUCCUAAGAAGGAAAACUUAUCUUCCAGUGGUUGUAGUGAAGUCAAAUCGACUUUUCCAGAUGAUGACUGGGAUUCUUCAGCACUAGAACAGAGAGCUAAUGACAAGAAAUUCAGCAGUAAUGACAAAAUAGAUUUAUUAGAGCCAUAUUUUUCAGCAAGUCAAGAUACUAACGUAGAGAAUACUCACUCACAGUCAAGUGAGUGUGAAGACAGUACUGACUAUGCUUUCUUGAAUGAAACAUACUCUAUACAUUAUUCAGAGUCAAAACUAAAGAAUGAAAGUGUUACUCACUUAAAUUCAGAAUUAGAUCCUGGAGUGCAAAAAAGAGAGGAAAUAUUUUUUGAUAUUUUGGAACAUCAAGAUAGUAAGACUACUGGCUUGAAAAGAAUGAACAAGAGUUCAGAUUCUGAUUAUAAAGAAACUACUGAAGAUAUCCAGAAGUCUGAUAUAGGUGAAGACUCACAGCUGGAGUAUCACAGUGCAGAAGAACAAGAAUAUAUAAGUAGCCAUUUAUCUUUUGACCAAGCAAAAACAUUAAGUAUAUCUAAUCUGAAAGUUAUUGAAUUAAGGAAUUCAGGUUAUAAAGUUAAAUGUGCUAGCAAUCAAGAAGAUAGUCAUGUUAACUUGGAAAGUGGUUCUAUCAUCUCUUUAGAUUCACUUGAUGUUUAUGGACAAGAAGAUUCACCUCAUGUCUCCAAAUUUCAGAAUUCUGUUAUGUUAAGAGAAUGUCAUGAACAUGAAAAGUGUAAAGAACAAGAGACUAGCUUAAUGUAUCACACAAUAUCUGAGGAAUCUCAAUAUAAGAGUGGUUUCUUAAAUCCCCCAAAAACAUUAAAAGCUAAGAUUUCUACUGAAAAAGUGAACUUCCAAAAAGCUGAAAGUAAAGAUUCUUAUGGAAAUUGUGAGAACAAAAUAUUAAAGCAACUUGAAAAUCCUAGUACAUUAUCACAAGACAAAGCUUUAGAGACACUAGUCAAACCGUAUAAAGAUUGUCAAACUUCCUGGACUUCCAUUUUUGAUGAUUCAGUAAUUUCUGCCUGUGGAUAUUCACAUUAUAAAAGCCUACAAAACACCCCCUGUCGAGCCUUGGAUUUUUCUGUUACACUGCCAGGGUCUGUAGUCAGAGAUAAUCAGUCAAUAGGAGAGGAUACCUACCUAAAAAUUGCUAAUGCCACAAAUAAAACAUGCUUUCAUAAUAUGGAAGGAACAUGUCCUAAAUUGGAGACAGAUGCAACAAACACAGUCACAAUUAAUCAGACAGUUGAUGUUAGCACUGAUUUUAGGGCUUGUUUCACAACCAGCAGAGCUACAAAUACAAGUUCUGCUGUAGUAUCUACAUCAAGCAACACAGAGAUAACAAUGAUGAAUAAAAAGCGGCCUGGCAGAUGGCAGAGUGAGAAACAAAGAAGUGUGGCUUGUAAUACAGAUUUAUCAUACAGUUGCGACUGUGUCAAUAUACAGGUGGCUGUGACAAAAGGACCAGGAAAACCUCUCUCACUUGACAGUUUAAAACCUAAUGGAAAUUUCACAAAUAAGGAUUCCCUGGAAUUAAGAAAAACCUUUGAUAUCACAGACUUAAAGAAACACCCUGAGAGGGAAUUUCAACUUUCUAAAGAGAUGGAGAAGAAUUUACCUUCAAUAUGCUGUCAGAAAAUAAUGCAGAGAGCCAUAAAAGCCGAGCUUCACCUUUUAAAUGUUCACUACCAGAUGUGCCAUCGACAUUGUUGUGAUAUUUUCAAACUUGUAAUGGAAGAUGGGGAAGGAUUAAAUAGGAAUUUAUCAAGUCAUUUUGCUAAGAAGGAAUUAGGAUCGGCACUACUAUCUGUUUUGGGAGAUUUAAAAGUUAGAUAUGUGAGUUUGAAAGAAAAACUGCACAAGGGCAUACCACUGGAAGAGCUGCCUCCACUGUCAAUAGAAUCAAGGUUAUUAUCUACCUUCUCAACUUUCAUUUUCAGGCUAAUGAAAGAAGAAUCACAAGUUGUUUCAGGAGCAGGUUCUGAAUUAGAUAAUCACAGUGCACAUGAUGUUGAUGUUUCUUUGAGCCUGAAAAAGACACCUUCUCAAGAGUCUUUAUUAUCUGACAGUAGUCAUCCUAAACAAGAUAUAUCGCCCAAGAAAGACAAUUUUAAAAAUGGUGAUAUAAAUGUAGACUUCAGUCAGCUGAAACUUGAUGAUAAAGACUAUAGAAAUUACCAAGAAAUAAGUGAAGACUGGUUUGAUGCUAAAGAGAACCUGACAGGACUCGACUUCUUGGGAAUACAAGAAAAUGAAAUAGAUAAAGACAGAUGGAAUCACCAGUGUACUCUAGGAGAAAUGAAGAAUGUUGAACCUUUACAAAGAGAUAAAGGUUUUUUGAUACAUGUUGGUGGUCUGUGCCCUUCGGUGUCUGAGUCUGACCUAAGGUCCUAUUUUGAGAAAUACCAAGUUUCUGACAUUUCAAUUUAUGAUUCUUCUACUAAUUACAGAUACGCAUCUCUUACUUUUAAAAAAAAUAGUGAUGCAAAGAUGGCUGUGAAGGAAAUGAAUGGGAUAGAAAUAAAUGGAAAAUCAGUAAAUGUGCGGCUUGUUAAAACUCCAGGAGACUAUACAUCACCACUUUUCUCCAAAACUGGGAAUAAAGUUAGUUUGAAUAAUUUGGAGAAAAGCACCAACAAAGAAUUCAACUCAAACUCCUCUAUUUCUAUAUUGCCCAGAACCAGGCCAAGACAGCUGGAAUCUGAGCAAGAUGGUGAGGUUUUUCCUUUCGAACAGGGUGUUAAGAAGAACUGUAAACAGAUUGGAUCUGCUAGAUUACUGCUUGAUACACCUGUCCAGGUUAUACCUCCAAAUACACUGAACCUGCGUAGCUUUACCAAGAUCAUGAAGAGAUUGGCUGAACUGCAUCCAGAAGUCAGCAGGGACCAUAUUAUAGAUGCUCUUCAGAAAGUGAGAGUAAAUCGUAAAGGUGUUCUCAAUGGCUUAUCUAUUAAUACUAUCGUGGAAAUGACUUCAUCUGCUCUGAAAAACUCUGCUUCCAAUCAAGAGUAAAAACAGCAGUAAAGAGAAUUUCCUUGGAAAGCCUGAGUACACGCCUUCAGAGAAUGUUCUAUAGCGUUUAGGGAAAAGUUGUGGUAAUAUAAUAGCAAGAUGAUGUAAUUAAACCAACUUUAUAAAUGGACUGUUAAAAUAUUCUACUUUAUGACCAUCCUUUAAAAUCUUACAACAGUUGUCUCUACAAUAUUAAA
Molecule: messenger RNA, 3381 nt
Organism: Tupaia belangeri chinensis (Chinese tree shrew)
Lineage: Eukaryota; Metazoa; Chordata; Mammalia; Scandentia; Tupaiidae
Gene: RBM44
Product: RNA binding motif protein 44
Exons: 16
Coding region: 86-3184 (1032 amino acids)
Biological process (GO): mRNA splicing, via spliceosome
Cellular component (GO): catalytic step 2 spliceosome
Molecular function (GO): mRNA 3'-UTR binding
Source: RefSeq, a predicted model, not a curated record